AUGGUGACGCCGACCAAGCCAUUGCUAUAUUCAAAGUCUCGGAUUUCUUUUGCUAGUAAAUAUUACUUUACCGUCAUUGACGCCGUUCUUCGUUUGCGAGCAUCGACGUUUUUUUCGCACCUUCAGCGCCUCCUCAAACGGCUCCAACGCUUCGACGUUAGCUGCGCCUUCACCUCUACGCUGCUCUGUGGGACCUCGUAUCGCCCCGUCCGCCUACGACGACGACAGGUUCGAUAA
Messenger RNA from Akanthomyces muscarius, 237 nucleotides. RefSeq lists its product as uncharacterized. Lineage: Eukaryota; Fungi; Ascomycota; Sordariomycetes; Hypocreales; Cordycipitaceae. The coding region runs from base 1 to 237 and encodes 78 amino acids. The record is from RefSeq and is a predicted model, not a curated record. The transcript is spliced from 2 exons.